GGGGACGGUUUUUUUGAACCAGCGGCGUUGUUAUUGACGCCAUAUUGCUGGCGAGGGAGAGUCACAGAGAAAGGCCGCCGCCGCCACGACGACGACCCCCCCCCCGCCGCAAUCGGGCUUCAUCGGCGGCCUAGAGCCCGCUAGCUUCCCGCCCAGGCGCUCCCGCCGGCCUAGAGACCCUCCCGGGGACAACCAGCCGGGAAUUGGUCGCCGGCGGAGCCCUCCGAGGCCGGAAGAGCCGGGCAAAGAGAGCCGGGGGGCAGGACCACGAAGACGGGGAAGGCCGGGAAGAGAGGCCGAGGCCUAAAAGGAAGAGAAGGCCUACUAGGCCUCAACCGCCAAAGACCCCGAACCUCUUCCUUAUCAAGGGAGGCCCGGCCGGUGUAGCCCUUCCUCCCUCUCUCCCUUGAUCUCCCGCUCCAUCCCCGGCCAUGGCCUGCGGAGCCACCCUCAAACGGACUCUGGAUUUCGACCCGCUCCUGAGCCCGGCCUCGCCGAAGAGGAGGCGCUGCGCCCCUUUGUCUGCUUCCUCGGCCGCCGCCGCAGCCGCCUCCUCCUCCUCCUCUCCCUUCUCCUCCUUCUCCCCUGCUUCCUCUUCCUCGUCCCCGCAGAAGUACCUCCGCAUGGAGCCCUCGCCCUUCGGGGAAGUGUCCACCCGACUCACUACAGAGCAAAUCCUGUUCAAUAUAAAACAGGAGUAUAAACGCAUGCAGAAGAGGAGACACUUAGAAAAUUUCCAGCAAACAGAUCCUUGUUGUUCUACUGAUGCACAGUCACAAGCAUUUCUUCUUUCUGGACCAGCUUUGCCAGGUAUUUCAUCUGCAGCAUCAUCGCCACUGAAAAAAGAACAACCCCUGUUUACUCUCAGACAAGUUGGAAUGAUCUGUGAACGUUUGCUCAAAGAACGUGAAGAGAAGAUCCGUGAAGAGUAUGAAGAAAUCUUGACCACAAAACUUGCAGAACAGUAUGACGCAUUUGUGAAGUUCACGCAUGACCAGAUCAUGCGACGAUAUGGAGAACAGCCUGCAAGUUAUGUUUCAUGAAUCAUGUUUUCUGCAUAUGUGGGCAGCCCUGAAAUCCUGUACUAUUGUUGCAAGCUGUCCUUUAAAGACUUGCAGCAAUGCCAUAUUUCCCCUCCUCCCCCUCCUAUAUACACUGGUUAUUUCAAGCUUUUGUCAGUGGCAACCACUCUUAUGCAGCAACUGGUUUUGGAGUGUUCCCUGAUGUCAGUACCACCUGGAUGUGGACCUUUGCUACCUGUUAAUACCAGUGGUCUCAUUUGCUGUAUCAUUACAAUUUGGCUUAUGUUAAUAAGUUUGAAAAGUAAAAGGAUUAAAGCUGGUGUACUAGAACUCUGCCCUUCAAUGGUCUUGUAAAUAAAAGUGUAGAAUGACACUUUGAUGGAAGUUAGUGUGGUUUUCAUAACUGUGCACUGCAAAGCUGUAUUCACAGUUAAAUUAGAAUGUAAUUCCUGGACAACUUUAAGCAAAUAGCCCACAGUACUGCCUGUGAAAUAGUGAAGGAGGGCAUUUCUGUAUUCCAUGACUUUUGCGGGGGGUGGGGGUGGUUUAAGAAUGGGUUUAUAUAAUUUCUCAUUUUUGUAGGUUUUAUUUAUUCUAUCAGUCUUUAACAAAUGUUUAUUGCUGCAAUUUUUCAGUGUAUCAUUGUUUUACUGCCCUUGUAGUACUGGAAUUUAGUUGAAUAAAACAUUUACUUCUAA
This is a messenger RNA of Sceloporus undulatus (fence lizard), 1720 nucleotides long. RefSeq names its product akirin-2-like. Gene Ontology annotation, biological process: positive regulation of innate immune response; positive regulation of transcription by RNA polymerase II. Gene Ontology annotation, cellular component: chromatin; nucleus. The transcript is spliced from 5 exons. The coding region runs from base 432 to 1043 and encodes 203 amino acids. Gene Ontology annotation, molecular function: transcription coregulator activity. Lineage: Eukaryota; Metazoa; Chordata; Lepidosauria; Squamata; Phrynosomatidae. The record is from RefSeq and is a predicted model, not a curated record.